UGGAAUAAAGGGGAGGAGUUACCGCAUUGGGAGGGGUUUCUUCGCACCGCACGAAGAAUCUCUUUGGCGUUUGUCGAUUAGAAAUCGAGAUUAGAAACGUGCGACUCACUCCAAUCUCCGCCAUUGAUCCACGGCUUUUGGCCAAACGUCGUUCCUACUCUCUCCCCUUUUCGUGGUCUCUGAUGUUGCUCAAACCCAUCGUCUCUCUCGCCCUCACGAUGGGUUUGGUCGCCUUCCGCAGGCGAAUCCCUCAGCCCGAGCUGAGGACGCGUUCUCUACAGGUAAUUCCCUUUUCCUCUUUAUCUUCGACGACAUUCGGGUCGUGGGUCAUGGCGAUUGGUUGUGGGGUCUGUUCAGUUUGUGCUGAUCGUACCUCGUCAUGCCCUGAUUGGAAGCUUUUGAUUGCGGGUCGGUUGGGGUCGGUCUCGGGAUCGGGCUGCGUUCCAGAUCAAUUAUUCCAGCGAUGCAAAAACUGUGUAUUCACCCCCUCAUAUAGUUGCCCUUCUAGGUCAAGCAAGGAGCGCAUCUGAGGGAAGGAUCACAUACUCGAUGCUCUACAGACAAGCUUGAGCAUGCGCCAUGCAGCUCUGAGUACAGUCCAAUCAGUGGGCACCGCUCCUGUUAUCUGCAUAGAGCCACCGAGCUGUCUGGUUCGGUAAGCUGUGCAGUUGCGCGCAUCAUUAGAGCAUUGGCUAAUUGGGAGGAAUGAACUCGAUCUCUUCAAUAGGAAACCAGAUGCGCAAGAUUUUGAGGUACUCAUGUGCUUGUCCAACAUUUUGGGCGUUGGCGUUGAUAUUUGCUGAGCAUAAAUAGCUCAUUACCAUGCUCACUUGGUAUGUUUAUAGCAAAUUUAUGAUUUAAGGAAGAUAUAGAUACUGCAUCGGGUUGUGUCAUACAUGUGCUCUUGUUAAAAGAUAAAUUUAUCUUGGUUGUAAAUUGGCAAACGACGUAAUAUGUCCAAGGGUAGCCAGUCAAUAGUCAUAGAAACCUACAAAAAUCUCUUAAUAUCAGUACACAUGCUAAACAAUUGAUACACUUCCAGCUCCCGAUUGAAUAAUGCAAGUUGUUCUUUGAUGUUAUCAAAA
Syzygium oleosum is the source of this 1085-nucleotide messenger RNA. RefSeq lists its product as uncharacterized. The transcript has 4 exons. The record is from RefSeq and is a predicted model, not a curated record. Bases 183 to 530 code for a protein of 115 amino acids. NCBI's taxonomy places the organism in Eukaryota, Viridiplantae, Streptophyta, Magnoliopsida, Myrtales, Myrtaceae.